AAUCGCUCAACUCGACUGCGAUUGGUGGUGAACCGUCGAGGCCCAAGGACUGAGAGAGAGAGCGGCGGCUGAUUUGCUCGAGACAAGUAAGCAACAAACGAUGGGGCACCUGCUCCAUUCUAGACAAGCGCCGUCGUGGUGGGGUGGUGGGGUCGAGCGAAUUGUGUCGCUUUGCAGCGUAACAGAGUUCGAUUACAUGUCUGGUGGAGAACGGGGGGCAAAGUGAAGAGCCAAAAUUCUGAUUACAUGUCUGGUCAUUCCUUAGUCGAGGUCCAACAGAAGUUCAGCUCUACCUGGUAAAGGAACGAUAUAUUUCUGCAAAUCACGGUAUUAUACUUCACCCGUGUAGUCUUAAGACCAAGCUGGAGGAUUUCAGAGUAUGAAUGACUUCGUUGUGGCCCACGGAAAGGCGGGUGCUAGUGGAAUGAAGGAGGAAGAAGAAAGCCUCGCAGUACAGGCUGAGUAGUUCUGAGAUUGGUGGAAAAUCUGCAAUCGUGGCGAGACUUUGGGAAAUUCAGUUUGAUGAGGUCGUUUGAGUUCUGUACGACUGUCAUUAGAUUCGACGAGGUGGAUGAAGGGGUCUAGUGGAAGAAGCAGACAGGGUUUCGGACAGGCUUCCAACAUGACAGUUGCUGGGGAGAAAGAUAUAGGGAAGGGAGAUGGAGUUUCGCCGCAGCAGAUGCGCCGGAGAUCGCUGCUUUGUAUGGCGCUUCUGACUUUGCAGUAUGGUGUUCAGCCUCUUCUGACUCAGCACUUCUCCGGGAAACAAGUGAUAAUGACAUCGGUUGUCCUUACAUGUGAGCUGGUUAAGGUACUUCCACCAAUUUGGUCUGCUGAUUUUUCGAGCACAUGGUGCUGCUGCUUUGACGGUUGCCUGGUUUCUUUGUAGGUAUUUGUUGCAGUGGUAGCCCUUAUAUGGGAAGGCAGUUUCUCGAAAAUGAAACAAGAAUGGAGUUUCAUGGACGCUAUGAGAGGAUCCGCCUUGCCUGCAAUUAUCUAUGCUGUACAAAACUCACUGGUCCAAGUGUCAUACCGGAAUCUUGAUUCUUUGACAGCCACAAUGCUCAAUCAGACCAAGCUGGCUUUCACAGCUUUUUUCAUGUUCUUAAUUCUUGGUCAGAGGCAGUCGAGACAACAGAUAGGAGCUCUUAUGCUAUUGCUCGUCGCAGCAACUUUAUUAAGCCUCAGCCAGAAGUCAUCGAAAUCCAAUGCAGUUGUAUAUGAGCAUUCUUUCAUACUCGGUGUGAUUCCCGUUCUGGUUGCGUCUGUCCUCUCCGGCCUUGCUUCAACUCUGUGUCAGUGGGCAGUUCAGGUUAAGAGACGAAGCAGCUAUCUCAUGACCGUAGAGAUGUCAGGAAUUGGAAGUUUAUGUCUAUUCAUAAGCUUAUCACAAUCUCCUGAUGGAGACGCAAUAAGAAAGAAGGGAUUUUUUUUUGGCUGGACUCCAUUGACAAUGCUGCCCGUCGUAACCAAUGCCUUGGGAGGAAUUCUUGUUGGCUUAGUAACAAUGUAUGCAGGAGGCGUGAAAAAGGGCUUUGUGAUCGUGUCUGCUUUGCUUGUAACAGCGCUUUUACAAGUCAUAGUAGAUGGAGUUAUGCCCUCUUGGCUGGUGUUUGCCGCUCUUCCUCUUGUCGUGACUAGCACGAUUAUACAUCAGAAGUACCCGUACGUAUCGAAGAAGAAGGCAGAGUGAAGAGGUGCUGAAAUAGAGCCCCUGAACAGAAUGGCGUGUUUGUAUGCACCUCUGUAUUAGCAUACUGCUCAUCAAUCACUCGUAACGAGUCCCAUCUGAACUUCAACUUCUCAUACCGUAGAUGUACAUCAAAACACAUGUUUAUGAUUCCGACAUGCAAUAAUACAUCAACGAGUGUGAAUCCCUCAUUCUUGGCAAGUCUUACAUCUUCAUCUUAUCAUUUUGGUAGCCGUAGGUCACAUUUAGAACCAAUUGUACGUAUAUGUAUACCGUUAUUCUGGAAUUGCUCGCGUAAAAGUUGAAAG
Molecule: messenger RNA, 1998 nt
Organism: Marchantia polymorpha subsp. ruderalis
Lineage: Eukaryota; Viridiplantae; Streptophyta; Marchantiopsida; Marchantiales; Marchantiaceae
Source: the annotation of a GenBank genome assembly